Messenger RNA from Thyridium curvatum, 1461 nucleotides. RefSeq lists its product as uncharacterized. The record is from RefSeq and is a predicted model, not a curated record. The transcript has a single exon. NCBI's taxonomy places the organism in Eukaryota, Fungi, Ascomycota, Sordariomycetes, Thyridiales, Thyridiaceae. Gene Ontology annotation, molecular function: phospholipid binding. The coding region runs from base 1 to 1461 and encodes 486 amino acids. Gene Ontology annotation, biological process: vacuole fusion, non-autophagic. Gene Ontology annotation, cellular component: fungal-type vacuole membrane.
AUGGCACCCCCGCGCCGGCCGGCCACGCCGCCGACCCCUUCGCCGUCGCAGCUCCCGCCCGUCCCGUCCUCGCCGACGUACUCGUACGCCUCGACCGCGAACCCGAUAUCCCAGUUCAACCUGCCCCUGCCGCCGCCUCCGCGGCCGGCCCACGCCGUGCUGUCCCGCGCGGACCUCGACCUCUCGCACGCCGCCUACGCGGACCUGCUCGCCAGCGCCAAGGCCUACCGCGUCGCGCUCGCCGCCCUCGGCACCGCCGCCUCGAGCUUCGGCUCCGCCCUCGAGACCUGCGCGCGCCUCAAGGAGGCCCGCGCCGAGGCCAUCGGGCCCCUCCCCACGACGGGCCUCGGCAGCCACGACGGCGGCGGGCCCACGGCCGCGGCGGCCACCAUGUCGAGCUCCUUCGUCGCGGGGGCGGGGACCUCGUGCACGGCCGACCCGCUGCUGGCCAUCAGCGGCGUGCACCACCUCGUCGCCAACCACCAGCAGAUCCUGUCCGAGACCGUCUACCGCUCCUUCGAGGUGCCCCUGCUGCACGAGCUCGACAAGUGGCGCCGCGAGGUCGACGACGAGAACGAGGGGUACGAGUCCCGCGCGCGCGAGCAGUCGCGCGAGAUCCGCCGCCUCGAGAAGGAAGGGCUCAAGCUGCACCGCCAGCAGAAGCGCCGCGACGUCGCGCGCUUCCGCGAGCACCUCGUCGAGCUGACGGCCAAGCUCGACGGCCUGACGAGCCUGCACGCCGACCACGCGCGCGCCCUGCUGCGCGAGUGCCAGGAAACCAGCGCGCGCAUCGCCGACGCCAGCUGCAGCCUCGUGCGGGCCGAGGUCGACAUAUUCGAGAGCCUCGCGCGCAAGGGCUGGUCCGGCGGCGGGCUCGACGACGUCCUGGAGAAGGGGCACGACCUCUUUGCCGCGGCGGCCGAGGAGGAGCAGUUCGGGGCCGGCGGGGGCGACCCCGGGAGCAAGAUCUUCAGCAUACUGCCGCCGAAGAGCAUAUUGGCGGACUCGGCAAGCGAUUCGGCGGCCCUGCACAGUACACACGGGAGGUCGGAUAGCCUGACGGUUGACGGGACGGACCGAUAUCAGAGCCUGGAGGGUGCCCUUUCGCCAGUCAAGGGCAGUGGCGGAGGCGGCGGCGGCGAGACGGACAGUGUCUUCUCGGAACCUAUACGAGGACGGGGCAUCAUCCGGCCGUUUUCACCACAACCCGUAGCGGUUGAUCCAGAUGAGGUCAUGGGGCCGAGGCUCGAACCUCCAAGUCAGUCAUCCGCCUUUGAAGACCCGGACAAUACGCCGCGGCCGACGGCAUCCAAAAUUGCGCGAGAUAUAGCCAGCAAUGACGGAUACGAGGACGACGACGAUCCAUGGCGGCGCGAUGACGACGACGAACAUGAUGUAUCGAGAACUAGCUCGGUAGCUUCGAGUCAGAGAGCAAGGCGGGACAGUGUCACGUUGAACUGA